Chilo suppressalis (striped riceborer) is the source of this 8818-nucleotide messenger RNA. The record is from the annotation of a GenBank genome assembly. Lineage: Eukaryota; Metazoa; Arthropoda; Insecta; Lepidoptera; Crambidae.
GAUCACACCGAUUGUACACAACAUGUGUAUCAUCAGUAUCAGUAAUGCUACGUACAAUAUAUUUGCAGCUGUACACCGGCGAUAUGGUUUAGUAUAUAUUUAGAGUUUGCAAGCAUCGGUUGGUAGACACUUUAGACCUAUUUCAUCAGGUACCUUUUUCGACAGUGUGUGUUGUGAAAUAAAAAAGUUAUUGUAGUGACCGGGGUUAUUUGAAUUAUCGUUUGUUGGUUAAGAAAGAUUGAAAUAAUAACGCGGAGGCACAAAUAUGGCUUGCGACUGUGAUUACGUGUUUGGAAAACACGAUGUUACUGAAGAGCAUUACAGCAAUUGUAGCUCGUUGCUCAAUGGACGGGAGAGCAAAAGGAACGCCGAUGGCACCCUAAAUUUGCCGAACAAAAACCUGUCGAAGAUGGAUGUUGAUUUCCUCUACCAUUUGUCGAUCGACACUGCGAAUUUCGACUUGCCCGCCAUGUUUGGAGAUGUGAAGUUCGUCGUCAUGGGAGGUACCAAGCAUCGGAUGAGAGAGUUCGCGUGCUACAUAGCAAACAUCCUAGGAUUGCCUCAAGACCCGAAACCGGUGAACUUAACCAAAGCCUCGCAGAGAUACGCCAUGUACAAAGUCGGUCCGGUGCUGUCGGUUAACCAUUUCAUCGGCAUUCCCUCGAUGACAACAGUCCUCCAGGAAGUGAUAAAACUGAUGUACUACGCGAAGGCUAAGGACCCUAUCUUCAUAAGACUGGGCACGAGUGGUGGGCUCGGAAUACCGCCAGGUUCCGUUGUCAUCUCAACCUUCGGCCUCAGUGGCACAUUGGAGAAGUCAUUUGAAUUGCCAGUGUUGGGUGUUAAGCGAACAUGGCCGUCGUACUUGGACAAGAGACUGUCUGAAGAACUCGUUACUGCUGCGUCGGAGUUUAAGAAGUUCAAAACUUACGCGGCGGCUUCAAUGGGAGCAGACGACUUCUAUCGAGGUCAGGGUCGCCUCGACGGGCCUCUGUGCGACUACAGUGAGGCAGACAAGAUGGAAUAUUUGAACAAGCUGACGUCACUGGGCGUGAGAAACAUUGAGAUGGAAGUGACGGCAUUCGCAGCUAUCACAAGCGAGGCGGGGGUGCGCGCGGGUGUUGCUUGCGUCACUUUCGUGGACAGGCUGGAAGGCGAUCAGGUUACUAUUCCCAAGGCGGUACUCAACGAGUGGCAGAAGCAUCCGAUGUUCAUCGUGGGAGCGUUCAUAAAGAAAUGUGUUGAAAAUCGGAACAAACAUUAAUAUAGGUAGUUCAAUGUUUUGAUUAUAUACACGCCUAGCAAUCGCAUAACUGCACGGAAGCGGCGAAAAGUAUAUCUACUACAUAGGGUUAAGCUCGUCGCUUCACACGCACACAUUGACUGCUUUCCAACGAUAUGAAAUACCCUAGAUACAACACAUGCUCUUAAAAUGCCAAUCAAGAAGUGCUUGAACACCACUCAAGCACUUCUUGGUUCACAGUCAGGCGCGGAUCGUCGAAAAGUCAAGUUGCCGCAGAGCUCCGUGAAAAAAUGCGAAUAAAUAUUAAUAGUAUGUGAAGUAUUGUUUUUUCGACAGGUAUCUAAUCAAUGUUUGUUAAUUUACGCAUAUGAAGCAAAUGUUGUUCUAAUACUUACUAUAAACUGAUUUAAUACAAAAUAUUUGUGAUAUUCAAAUGCAUGGUCGGUAAUAUUGCUAACAGCGCAUUCAGAAUUGCGCGUAGAAUCAAAGAAAUAAGGUCUAUAUUCUUCCACAUAUAGCAAUAAGUCGUAAAAUUUUACGAGCUUGCAUUUCGAACUGUCAUAACUCUUUGACGCAUGCGUUUUAACUAAGACCUUAUCCAGUAUACGUUAAAGGUGACUUUCUAUGUUCAAAUAUUGCCUUACGUUGUUUUUGACUAUGCGAUCAUCUUACGGAGCUUCAUGGAUCGUCCUAGGUAUCUUUUGGACAGGUUUCGGGCACGAUUUUGUUCGUGUUGGUGUAUCUAGGGAAUUUUAAGAUUGUUGCUGCUUUCCAACAAUCAGACAUUAGAGUCACGCACACAUUGCGCGUAACAUGAGCCGUUAAUUAGAUUGCUCUAACUAGGCGUGUAUAUAAUUAAAGGUUAAAUGAAUGGACGUUAUAAAUUGACAGAAGGUUUCGUAUUGAUCUCUUAACGUCGUCAAUCCAUACUGUUACUUAAUUUUGACAUUAUAUUUUUUCACAAGUAAGGGUAUAUUUAUUAUUAUUUACUAGUGGCCCGCCCUCGCUUCGCUUCGGUGUAGAGCUGUAGUGUAAACUAUAGUUUUUGUUCUCAGGCUUGUGCUAUAAACAAUGACUUUAUUUAUAUAAUUACACGUGUUAUUGUGAGUCAACCAUAAAAGAUAGACAUAUGCUGUUGCGGGAUAUUUUUUAGACAAUUUUAUGUAGAAUAUUUCCGUCAUACAUGAUUUCUAUGUAACUUUAACCAUUAAGGCUGCACACGCGACGGAAGCUAAAAAAAUGGAGUAACUUCUCCCGUUUUUCCAACAUUUCCCUUCACUACUCUGCUGCUAUUGAUUGUAGCGUGAUGAAAAGUAUACUAUAACCUACCCAGGAGUAUGAAGAAUAAUUGUACCAAGUUUCGUUAAAAUCUGUCGAGUAGUUUUUGUUUCUAUAAGGAACAUACACACAGACAGACAGACAAAAAUUUUACUGAUUGCAUUUUUGGCAUCAGUAUCGAUCACUAAUCACCCCCUGAUAGUUAUUUUGAAAAUAUAUUUCAUGUACAGAAUUGACCUCUCUACAGAUUUAUUAUAAGUAUAGAUGAUAUAUUUUUUUUAUGUAAUUAAAUGAAAUCUAUUUUAAAAUUAGUAUUUUUAUUAAAAUAUUUUUUUACUAAACACGAGCAAUAGUUCAAACGGCUUUCAUAGUAAAAUUGUUUUUAAAAUUAUGUUUUAACAUUUACAUUUUAAGUUUGCCUCGAAGGCAAACUAAAAAAUAAAUUUUAUGUUUUUUCUAGUUAAAUUUUCUUUAUGUUUAUAAAUCUAGUAGUUUGAUGCUUAAAAUUUUUAUUUGAUAUUUCAAAUUCAAGCACAAUUAACAAAACAUCUGUUCGAUAGCUUAGUAUCUUCUAUAUGUGGAUUUCUCAAUAAAAAUCGGAUAUUCAGAUUGUAGGAUAUAUUAUUCAUAUUAAAAUACAGAUCUUAUUGAAAUUAUGUGCGUACGUUGUCUAUUUUGAAUUCGAAUUGCAAGAGGGAGUGUGAAUGUAUAUAAAACUAAUAAGUGAGUGAUGAAUGUGUGAAUAGACGAUGAUGGUGGACCUCUUGCAGCUUCUCUCGUCGAAAGAUAGAUGGAGUCAACAAUAUCUUAUCUUAAAAUGCAUAAAAACUGAUGCGUUUAUCAUCUAUAUCAGCUUUCAUUAUAGAUUUUUCAUAAAGAUAAUUUGUAAUCUGACUUGCGCCGAUUCCAAAUUUAACUGAUUAGGUAUAAAUUGUAAUAAAGAAUUAAAGUAAAUAGGUAUGCAACAUUUUGUUAAUUUAAAAAACUCUAUACUUGGAAGUAAUUGAAAUCUGCCAAAAUAACAAGACGAGCAAAGCGAAGUGCAAAAGCACUACUUUUCGAAGCGUUUGAACCAUUAAAAAUAUAUUUAUAACUUGGGUUUUGGAUUAUACCAGGUGAACAAAUUCUACCCAAUUAAGCCAAUCUACUAAAGUUAGACUGGUUUUAAACUUAACGUUGUCUCUGUUUUCUUUUUAGAAAACAAAAGUCAUAGCAUCGGUUUAAGUCCAGAUUUAACUUUCGUCUACGUUUCUUUAUAAGGCGGAUUAAGUUUUAAUAGCAUAACUCUAAUACUUAAGAUUUUAUUGAUACCUAAAAACCAUGAUUUCGUUACUGACUUACCGACGAUAAUUUUUUUUAGGUAUUUUGUAAUGACCUAGAAAGCUGAAAUUUGGUAUUGGUAAGCUACUAGUAGUACACAAACUACAUCAAAAUUAUAAAACCUGUAACUUUUAUUCCAACCCCUUAACUUAAACUAAGGAAUAGAAGUUUGUAUGAGACUUGGAUGUGACUAAAUUCUUUUUGCUGCCUUAGACGUUCGAACCUAAAUAAAAGGCUCAAGUAUGGUGGGAGUAGGGUUACCAUCCGGCCGGAUUAGUUCGGACAUGUCUGGACUUUUUGACUUUGUCCGGAUCUUUAAAUUGUCUGGAUUUUAAAAAUUACAUUAAAUAUGAAUAAUAAAAGUACAUAUUGAUUUAAAUGCCAUACUAUUGUAACUAAGUGAGUAUGGUAUUUCGUGACUAAAAAGUCCGGACUUUAUUCGAAAUGUCAGGACUUUUGAAAUUCCCAAAUCGUGACCCUAGGUGGGAGUACUUCACAUGGUGCAAGGUUAGGAUCUUAUGUUAUUCUGCCGGGCUUAUGUAAAUCCCCGUUAGGGCUCUCUUACUAUAAAGACUUUUAGUAGACAAAAAACAAUCGAUAUGACGGUUUUGAUUCAGUGUUUUUGAAAAUUCAAGUAAUAUAUCAUCACUGUCAAUUCAUAAAGUACCUAGUAUGUAAAGGAGAUUGUUCAGCUUCCAUACAUGUUUGGCCUAAAGACCAAUAAUCAUGAAAAAUUGUUUCCUAGUUUCCAAAUUAUAUAUAAAUUACUGUAGAAACGAAUAUUAUUGACGGACACCCCUGAGAACUUCUAUAAACCAUAUACACUGAACAUAUUAAAAUAAUAAAAAACAAAUAAGUUAUAUAGUAAACUAAGGAAAUCAAGCCAAGUACCGAAAUUAUGGAUAAGAUUCGGGUAUAUAGAGCAUGUAGAUUAACAGAUAGUUGCCAGUUUUUAAAGUUAAUGCAUAAGAGUAACUUUUAAAAUCAGGUGUCAUUUCCGGUUAUAAUAAGGUACUCUGUGACAGAAACUCUGUGAUGAUUGUGAAUGAGCCACAGAUUACAGAGAAUUUUUAAACUCUCGUUAACCAAAGAAAGCUAAGAGUUUUAGGUUCUAUAGCCAUAUUUUAUUCAGUAACUUCAUUAUUUUUGGUAUGUUUUUAAGAUAACCAUAUUUUAGAUUUUUAGUGUAUCACACCUUAUCAUUUUAUUUAUUUAUUAAUUUAUAGUCAGGGAAGGUAGGCCCAUAGAUAGAUACCUUAAAAUCUUACAUAUUAUAUACAGAUUAUAAUGUGUUUAUGGAGGUGUUUGGCGAAAAAUGUAUGGCAAUAGACUUUAUGAUGUCGCCUACCAUCUAUAAUAAUUGUCUGAGCACAUUUGCAUCUAGUGAAAAUGAUAAUAUAGUUGUGGAUAUUAAUACCACAGUGUAAUAAAAAAAAUGAUUUAUUUUAUCGAUCUUUACAAAAUAUAUUUGUUUUCAUGUUAUAUAAACAACUUCGAUCAGUCUUUGGCUGAAUGUUGCUACACCCAUAGCCAUUAAAAAUGAUUCGUAUGUUUUCCAAACCGGUAAAAUAAAAAGUCCUUUUUAAAGGAAAUAUAUUAUACAAAGGUGUCCGUUGAAAUCUAAUGACUGUAAAUUAAAUUAUAAAUUACGCCUAGAAUUACCGUGUAUGUCAAUAUUUUUUGUGCAUUUGGGCCAAUUUGAGCAAUCUCCUUUUCAGAUUUCAUUUACAAAUCUAAAACAAACUUAACAAAAUUAAAGGGCCGACAAACACAUUUUAUUUUAAACUUUGAGGCUUAGCUCUCGAGGAUUUAUUAAAUUACCAAUUUCAAUAUUUUUAAAUUACUUGUACCUACAUACACAACAAACACACUAUCUUAUAAUUUACUCUAUAUGGCAGUUGUUUCACCGCUGGCAAGAAAGCGACUAACUAUCGGCUAUUUUCUCGCUCAAGAAACGUACAAUAGAUAUUAUACAUUCAGUGUAAACAAAAUAGAUGCAUAUAUUAAUAGAAUUUGCUCCACUAGUUUUUCGCAGAGCGACAAGAGCUAUCAAAGAUAAUACUCGUUUAGCGCUACUUGCACAGCAAUGCUCGCUUGGAAGCCUGUCGCGCAUGUGUGCAUAUUUGCUCAAGGCAGGACUAUCACAGCGAGCUAGUGGCGCGAGCAAUUGCCCGUAGUACUACCACACUCGCUUAUAGCCCGGCGAUAAAACUGUACUACACCCUCUCUCCCCGUUGAUCGUCAAUUAGUUUCUAGCUUUACUCGCUUCUCGUUUAUCGUCGACGCUGGGACAAAUGUGACAUUAGCCGCAUUAGCCGCAGAACUGAUGGCCGUUGGGGCCGGAAAGUUCUUGGGUGGAGACCACGACUCGGUAAACGUAGUGUAGGACGCCCUGAGACAAGAUGGGAUGAUGACAUUCGUAGGCUGGCUGGAGCGGGCUGGAUGAGAGUGGCAGAAAAUCGGGAAAAGUAGCGUGCAUUAAGGGAGACCUAUGUCCAGCAGUGGACGAGCAUGGGUUGAUGAUAAUGAUGGGACAAAUGCCUCUGCCACUAUCUACUAAUUGCAAUAGAUUAAACACUAAAUUAAAUUACCACCUCAUUAUAAUACAAUAUCAAUCGAAUCAGUCAACAUUAUAAUUUAAAGUAAAACUAUCAAUCAGUACAGUAUUUUUGUACUCCCUCUAUGAAUGAACUCAAUGGAAAAUUCUAAAUAAAUUGAUAUGUUUAAGUUAAGACUUCGAUUAUCAUUUGAGGAGCUGGCGAACAAAACGGUUUAAUUACAUCAAAUUAAAUUUUACAGGAGCAGUAAAAAACUGAAUGACAUAUCUACAGUGAGCUUUCGGCGUGAUUUUUUAUUUAGUAAUUUUAAUAUUAUUUUAGGCGGUUUUGAUUGACAUAAGUUGAAAUUCAAAUUCAGCUGGCUCAAAACCUCCGGGCUGUAAACAUAAAAUAUUAGAUGGUCAAAACCAUAUGUGUAAUUAUACCGUUUUGUUUGCAUUUAUUAAUUGCGAUAGUUCUUAUGAGCCCAAUCACGAACCUAUUUUUUUUGCGAGAUAAAAAGUAUUGUAUGUCUUAAUCCAGGCCAUAAACUAUAUGCGUGCCAAUUAUCAGCCAAUAGUAAUAUAUAGUUUUGGGUGAUUAAAUAACAAAAAUACAAACUACUUAUUAUUUAACAGAGAAAAAGGUUUGAUUUAGUCGUUAUUUCAAAAAUGUAAUUUGAGUAAUGUGAACUUUAAAAAUAUAUUACUCAAAAUGCCUUCUAUAUACCAAAAUAGACUUUAAUCUAUUCAACGGUUUUGGAGUUAUCACAGUAAUUGUGAUAACUCCUGAAAUAAAACUGUUAAAAUGAAUUAAAAUUAUUUUAUAAUGUUUUUACAUCUAAAAGACACAAUGAUAAGUUGUGUCAAAUACCACAUAAAAUAGCUUUGUUUGGAAAUAGUUUAUAUGGCAUUGCUCCGAUAAUAUAUAACAAGCUACCAAAAGAUAAACGACAAAUCGAUAAUGUGGUUAAAUAUAAAGUGACCUUAAAAAGUUUUUAGUAAAUAAAGCUUAUUAUACAUUAAAGGAAUAUUUAAGUGAUGUUGUAAUUUAAAUUAUUAUUUAUGUUUAUCUAUCUAUCUUCUAUCUAUCUAUACUAUAAUAAAUAUGUAGAGAUGUCAAUUCUGUACAUGAAAUAUAUUUUUAAAAUAACUAUCAGGGGGUGAUUAGUGAUCGAUACUGAUGCCAAAAAUGCAAUCAGUAAAAUUUUUGUCUGUCUGUCUGUCUGUCUGUCUGUGUGUAUGUUCCUUAUAGAAACAAAAACUACUCAACGGAUUUUAACGAAACUUGGUACAAUUAUUCUUCAUACUCCUGGGCAGGUUAUAGUAUACUUUUCAUCACGCUACAAUCAAUAGCAGCAGAGUAGUGAAGGGAAAUGUUGGAAAAACGGGAGAAGUUACUCCAUUUUUUUAGCUUCCGUCGCGUGUGCAGCCUUAAUGGUUAAAGUUACAUAGAAAUCAUGUAUGACGGAAAUAUUCUACAUAAAAUUGUCUAAAAAAUAUCCGGCAACAGCAUAUGUCUAUCUUUUAUGGUUGACUCACAAUAACACGUGUAAUUAUAUAAAUAAAGUCAUUCUUUAUAGCACAAGCCUGAGAACAAAAACUAUAGUUUACACUACAGCUCUACACCGAAGCGAAGCGAGGGCGGGUCACUAGUAAUUAAUAAGAUUCAAAUAAUCUAUUAUAUUGUUUGAAAAUGAUGAUGUGAAUUUGAUAUAGUUUUAUAUUAUGAUUAAUGACCCAUUCAUUAUUAUUAAUUAUAAUUAUAAUAUAUAAUAUAAUUGUAAUAAGUUUUUUUAUUUAUUUUACAAUUAAUUUGCACACCCCAUUGGGUAAAAAUAUAGGAUGCUCAUUAUCUCUGUACCACCAUUUGUUACCAUAUUCUGCAAAUACAGAUGAUUAUGAAUAUGAUAAUUACUUGCUAUACCUACAACGAUUUAUUAUCCCCAUUCCGUACUUUAAGUAAUAAGUUUAUCAAAAUAAUGAGUUUUCCUCAUUUCAAUUCAAAAAGGCACCAUUAUUUUACAGGGCCCAGUUUUAUAACGCGUAACUUUCAAUUUACAUCGUAACCUCAGUUCCAUUGAAGUGUGUACGAUACACCAAAAUAUGCUUUCCAUCUUGCUGAGAGAGUUUAAUUUUGCUUGUAGGUAGAGUUCCGUAGCCCUACUACGUGCGCAAAAGCUUUUUCCCUCCAAUUUCUGCUACGUCAGUCCGUAGCCGUAGCACGCAGCGAGCGGUGGUUGCUACGCGGUUUUCGAUUAAUCAUUUUGUAAAAAAAUACAGUUUCCUUUAUGAAAAACCCCGCCCGAUUAGACCGUGUUAUAUUUAGUAUAAAUUUUGAAUUUCGAUGAGUGUUUUUCAUAGAAGCCAAUGAGAUUUUUACUCGUGUAUUCGUGUGUGCCUUGGAGUGUAACUAUAAAAUAGAGAUCUCUUCUAAUCAU